Andrographis paniculata is the source of this 1479-nucleotide messenger RNA. Its product is annotated as stemmadenine O-acetyltransferase-like. The transcript has a single exon. NCBI's taxonomy places the organism in Eukaryota, Viridiplantae, Streptophyta, Magnoliopsida, Lamiales, Acanthaceae. The record is from RefSeq and is a predicted model, not a curated record. The coding region runs from base 47 to 1396 and encodes 449 amino acids.
UCUUCCUUGAAUUAAUUUGCUCCAUAAUUUACAACUUCUCUUAAAAAUGGAGUGCAAGGUCAUUCUGAGCGAAUUCAUAAAGCCAUCUUCUCCGACGCCGGCACACCUCAGGACCUACAAACUCUCAAUGCUCGACCAGAUCAUGGAACCAUUUCUCAUCCCCAUUGUCCUCUACUUCCCUCCUUGUUCAGACACCAUUGUCAAUCACCUCGACGAUGCCUUCUCACACGUCACUCAGCAGCUGAAGCUUUCCCUUUCAUCCAUUCUAACCCGAUUCUACCCUUUCGCCGGAAGAGCUAACCAAUCCAACCAGUCCAUCGACUGCAACGACGCCGGAGUUCAUUUCACCGUUGUAAGAUAUUCCGGCCAUCGGUUGUCCGAUCUUCUUCAAAACCCUGACAAGGAUUUGCCCGAUCAGCUCUUACCUGCAAAAGUCGCCUGGCAUUCUGAAAUCGACUCGAAAUGUCUGACUCUGCAAAUUAAAGUAAGCUAUUUCGACUGCGGGAGCAUCGCCAUCAGCGCCCUCUUCUGGCACAAGCUUGUCGAUGCUCAAGCCAUGGUGAAUUUCUUGAAAGCCUGGGGAACUGCGAAUCGGGGAAGUCGAGGAGGAGCUUGUCCUAAUUACAUCUCCCAAUUUCUAUUCCCACAUAAGGAGGAAUUGCUCGACAAGAACCGCGUGUCGCAACGCAUUUUGAAUGAGGGGAAAUGGGAAACUAAGAGAUACGUUUUCGACUCCAUUGCUAUUUCUUCCCUUAAGGACAAAUCAGGUCUGAAAAACCCUACCAGGGUGGAGGCUGUCUCAGCAUUUCUCUGGAAGUGUUUCAUGGCAGCAUCCUUAAAAAAUGGCAAAUCAGCUUCAGCCCUAGCCAUCGCCACCAACUUGAGAGGACGAGCCCAGCCUCCAUUCCCAUCAGAUUGUUUCGGGAACUUCAUUUCCAUUGAAACAGAAUCCAGCAUGAAUCGACCCACAGGAGAACACACAGACCUAGCAAGAAAAUUUAGGGAUGCCAUUAGAAAAUGUAAUGGCGAUUAUAUUACAAGAAUACAAGGCGAUGGAGGGCUCCGGGGCUUAGAUGCGAAGAUGCAGUCGCUGUUUGCAGAAGUCCCAAAUGGAGCCGAUCUUCUGACAAUCUCGAGCUGGUGUCGAUUUGGCGGAUACGAGGCUGACUUUGGAUGGGGAAAGCCCCUUUGGAUGACAACAUAUUUCCAUGGAAGUAGGACUUCAAAGUACAUAAACAUUAUUGGAUUAAUGGACACCAGAAACGGGCAAGGAAUCGAAGCCUUGGUGACUCUUGGUGAGACAUACAUGCCCUUCUUCGACGCCAUUGAAGAGCUUCACGAGCUCGCUUGCGUCGAACCAAGUCCGCUGGACUACGUGCACGACAACAUGGAAUAAAUUAGGGUUUGCUCACACUCAUAGUCUAUCUUUCAUUUGCCAUUUGUUAAUUUUCUUAUUUCCUUAUUGUUUCCCUUUGUUUU